This is a messenger RNA of Vigna umbellata (rice bean), 1687 nucleotides long. RefSeq names its product Peptidase family M48 family protein (gene ATSTE24). Lineage: Eukaryota; Viridiplantae; Streptophyta; Magnoliopsida; Fabales; Fabaceae. The record is from RefSeq and is a predicted model, not a curated record. Gene Ontology annotation, molecular function: metalloendopeptidase activity. Gene Ontology annotation, biological process: CAAX-box protein processing.
GGACCUAAGGGGUUUUUGAUCCCAAAUCCGAUGUUCGAAGCAACUCUCUAUAAAACCCAAUGAUCUCUCUCUUCUUCUGAUACAUCGUUCUUCAUUUGUUGUUGUGUUCAUCAGCUUUUGUGUUAGCCAUGGCGUUUCCCUAUAUGGAAGCCGUUGUCGGAUUUAUGAUAUUAAUGUAUAUAUUUGAAACUUACUUGGAUGUGCGGCAACAUAAGGCCCUCAAACUUCCAACUCUUCCAAAGACUUUAGAAGGGGUUAUCAGCCAAGAGAAAUUUGAAAAAUCAAGAGCCUAUAGUCUUGAUAAAAGCCACUUUCAUUUUAUUCACGAGUUUGUGACAAUAGUGACAGACUCUACAAUUUUGUACUUUGGGGUAUUGCCCUGGUUUUGGAAGAAAUCAGGAGAAUAUGUGACAACAGUUGGUCUCAAUGCAGAGAAUGAAAUACUGCAUACUCUUGCCUUUUUAGCUGGUUUGAUGAUUUGGUCACAGAUAACCGAUUUGCCCUUUUCUCUGUACUCAACUUUUGUGAUUGAGGCAAGUCAUGGUUUUAAUAAGCAAACACCGUGGUUAUUCUUUAGGGACAUGAUUAAAGGAAUUUUCCUUGCUGUAAUAAUUGGUCCACCUAUUGUGUCUGCAAUCAUUGUAAUAAUACAGAAAGGAGGUCCAUACUUAGCCAUCUAUCUUUGGGCGUUUACAUUUGGGCUUUCUAUUGUGAUGAUGACUCUUUAUCCAGUACUGAUAGCUCCACUCUUCAAUAAGUUCACUCCUCUUCCAGAUGGUCAACUCAGGGAGAAAAUCGAGAAACUUGCUUCCACCCUCAACUUUCCGUUAAGGAAACUGUUUGUUGUUGAUGGGUCCACAAGAUCAAGUCACAGCAAUGCCUAUAUGUAUGGAUUCUUCAAGAACAAAAGGAUUGUGCUUUAUGACACAUUAAUUCAACAGUGCAAAAAUGAUGAGGAAAUUGUUGCUGUUAUUGCCCAUGAGUUGGGACACUGGAAGCUCAACCAUACUGUGUACACGUUUGUUGCAAUGCAGAUUCUUACACUUCUGCAAUUUGGAGGAUAUACUCUGGUGCGAAAUUCAACUGAUCUGUUUCGAAGUUUUGGGUUCGAUACAGAGCCAGUCCUCAUUGGGCUUAUCUUAUUCCAGCAUACUGUAAUCCCACUUCAGCAAUUGGUCAGCUUUGGUCUGAACCUUGUCAGCCGAUCAUUUGAAUUUCAGGCUGAUGCCUUUGCUAAAAAGCUUGGAUAUGCAUCUGAACUACGAUCUGGGCUUGUGAAACUACAGGAGGAGAAUCUGUCAGCUAUGAAUACAGAUCCUUGGUUCUCUGCUUAUCACUAUUCUCAUCCUCCCCUUGUUGAAAGAUUGGCAGCGCUGGACGAACCAGACAAGAAGGAAGACUGAAAACAGCAACUUAUAGAUGAAGAAGAGCAGCAUAAUUUGGUUGUACUGUAACCUGCGAUGAUUGGGUACUAUAGCUGUAAUAUCUUAAACGUACAUGUUUGUGUAGCUUAGGUUUCACUUUCAAUGAUCAUGUUUUGGUCCUGGAUGAACACCAAAUGGCUUUAGAUAAGAUAGCAAGAGCGAAGGGAAAUAGGAAAAUGUUUUGGUCCAUUUCAUAACUGUUACUUUGUUUUGUCCAUCUUUUUUUUUUUAAUUCUACAUUUAAAAUGUUGACCUUUUCGUGA